Messenger RNA from Melanaphis sacchari, 1324 nucleotides. RefSeq names its product cytochrome b561-like. NCBI's taxonomy places the organism in Eukaryota, Metazoa, Arthropoda, Insecta, Hemiptera, Aphididae. The coding region runs from base 200 to 1120 and encodes 306 amino acids. Gene Ontology annotation, molecular function: oxidoreductase activity. The transcript is spliced from 6 exons. The record is from RefSeq and is a predicted model, not a curated record.
UCAAACAUUGCAGAAAUUUAAUUUUAAAUUAUAAAGAAAAUGGUUAUCAUUUCAAAACAAAAACGAACUCAAUCAAAACGUUAAGAAAGGUUGGCCGAUUUCAAUCGAGUAAAUCGCUCUGUAUAUAUACCGAUAAUAUCUUAUCAUAAAUCAUAAUGUGAGCCAUGCGCUGUUGGCGUUCUUUAUUAGCAUAUAGCUAAUGGUUGUCUCCUUGGCAACAGACUUAAAUUGCCUGUUGCUGAGUAGUUUUGGGUCUUUUGGUAUUUCCUUUAAAUAUUUCUAUUGGGCGUCUAUUUUUUUCGAUUUUAAGUAUUUUAUAGUUACACCAGAGUUAGAGAACAAUAGAAUUGAGGAAGCAGUAACAUUAAACAAUAUGACUGAACCAAAUCAUAACACGCAACCCAAAGACAUCAGUCAUGCGUAUUCGUCAUUAUAUACAAUAUGUCAGAUUGUUGGAUUACUACUUGUAUUUUCUGUAUUUUAUUGGAUUCUCAAUUUCCGAGGAGGAUUUGGGUUUUCUGAUGCCAAAAUCAUAUUCAACUGGCACCCCCUGUUGAUGACAAUUGGUUUUAUUUAUUUAUUUGCAAAUUCUAUUCUUCAUUAUCGAACAUUCCGAAAUUAUAAUAAACGAGAUUUGAAAAAUCAUCAUGCAAUUAUUCAUGGUUGUGUAAUUGUUUUUGUACUACUGGCUGGUUGGGCUUCUUAUGCUUCACACAUUUAUAGUAAUCCUCCUAUUCCAAAUUUCUAUAGUUUACACAGCUGGUUGGGUAUUGUUACUAUUUUAAUGUUCCUCUCUCAGUUUGUAAGUGGAUUUGUAUCCUUCAUGUAUCCUGGAAUAGCUGCCCAAUAUAGGGAAGCUGUAAUGCCCUAUCACAUUUUCUUUGGAGUUUUCAAUUUUAUACUGGCAGUUGUUACUUCAAUCCUUGGAUUUGGUGAAAAAUUAAUUUUUACUUUGGAUAAAGAAUACAAACAUUUUCCUAAAGAAGGAAUGUUUGGCAAUUUUUUGGGCUUGCUGUGUGUUUUCUACUGUGCAUUAGUAGUGUAUCUGGUAACAAAACCAGAAUAUAAGAGAAAGCCUAAACCUGAAGACGGUGUCCUGUUAACUGGAGCUUUAGAAUAAUUAAUAUCCUAUAUAUUUAUUUAGUAACAAGUAAAAAUAUAAAUUUAUUUACAAAAAUAAUAAAGAAAGAUUUUUUUUUUCUGUGGCUUAUGUUCUGUUAUCAAAUUAACCUGAUUUUGCUGUUGUCUAAUCAUAUUUUAUACAUUUUGUGUUAAAUAACUUUUUUUCCAACAAUUUGUUUAAACAUACAGUUUUGAAUUUUUA